Messenger RNA from Paramecium sonneborni, 780 nucleotides. NCBI's taxonomy places the organism in Eukaryota, Ciliophora, Oligohymenophorea, Peniculida, Parameciidae. The record is from the annotation of a GenBank genome assembly.
AUGAUGGUAUGNGAAGAAGAAGAUAUUUCAAAAGAAUUUUUAACAUCUUUGUUAUUACUUUUAGGAGUUCUAAGUUUUAUUUUAAUAGAAAAAGCUUUUGUUUUUUUAUAGUCAUAAGUUAUGAAUUAAAACAAAGUUUAACCUGAAGUUUAAAAUUUUGAUCUUGCCUAACAAGAAACUAAUUCAGAAAAUAAAAAUUUAGGUGAUUCUCCUGAUAUACUUGAUAAAGUAGUCAGAAUUCAAGAAUAGCAUUAUACUAAAAUAUCUCAACUUUCAAUUUCAGAAUAAUUAUUUACUUUUGAUAGUUGGAAAUAUAAACCAACAUUAGGGUAUUUAAACUUGAUUUCAGAUUUUUUGCAUAAUAUUAUGGAUGGCUUAGCAUUAGGAAUCAUAUUUGCAACUGCAAAUGAUGAUAAUUUUAGCAGUACUAUAGCAACACUGGUUGCAAUUAUAAUUCAUGAAUUAGCAUAAGAAAUAGGUGAUACAAGUAUAUUACUUGAAAAUAAGUUUACAAAUUCACAAGCUCUAUUUUCAAAUGGAAUCAUUAAUUUAAGUGCUUUAAUUGGUGCUUUCAUAGGAUUAGGAAUAUCAUCAAUAGAGAAUGAAGCAUAUGUUUUAUCUUUUGUUGCAGGUAAUUUCAUUUACAUAAGUUGUGUUGAUAUGUUACCUACUAUUUUAAAAGAAGAAAAUGGUAAAAUAGCCUUUCUCUAAUUAAUUUCUUUUUCUGCUGCUGUAGCCAUAAUGUAUGGAAUUGCUUAUUAUGAGCAUUCUCAAGAAUGA